This is a messenger RNA of Metarhizium robertsii ARSEF 23, 249 nucleotides long. RefSeq names its product pantothenate transporter liz1. The transcript is spliced from 2 exons. NCBI's taxonomy places the organism in Eukaryota, Fungi, Ascomycota, Sordariomycetes, Hypocreales, Clavicipitaceae. Bases 1 to 249 code for a protein of 82 amino acids. The record is from RefSeq and is a predicted model, not a curated record.
AUGAACUCUGCCGUCUCCCGCAUCGCAUCACGGAGGUCAUUCUCCCUCCUCACGGCCGCCCGCUCCGCCGCGCGGUCUAUGGAAUCCCAUCCCUUCCAGCGCCCUUCCGCUGCACAAAAAUCCGCCAAGGCCGAUUGGGCCGGCGAGGGAAAACGUCUGGGCAAACAGCUGGCCAUAUUCGUCCCCGGCAUCUCCAUGCUACUGGGCUGGCCGUACCUUGCAAAGGUCGUUGCCGACGGCCACGUCUGA